AUGAACGGAUUUCCAGAUGACUCCAACGAGUAUGUUAUGGUUCAAGUGACACCAUUACCAAGUGGAGAAGUGACACCGCUGCAGAGUUACAAUGGUACACCUUUGGCCAGUGCCAAUGUAACGCCUUUACCAAUCAAGAAAUGGCCACGUUCCAAUGAUUCUGACACGGGCACUGAUAUUGUGCCCAUCUGUCGAAUUUGUCACCUUCCAGGAGACAAAGAAGAUCCAUUGUUUAAACCAUGUCGAUGCUCAGGGACACUAAGAUUCAUCCAUUAUGGUUGCUUAAUGAAAUGGAUUGAAAUCUCUACAAAAAAGUCCAAGAAACCACCAAGAUGUGAACUAUGUCAUUAUGAAUUUCACAGACACAAACGUUUCAAGAGGCGACACUGGCAGUGGCCACGAGUCAGUGGCAAAGACAAAUGUUUACACACUGUGUUCUUUAUCAACUUAUUGAUAAUGAUCUCGUAUUUACUCAACACAACCACACAGGGCUCCUUAAAUGGCUGCUUGUUCACCAUUGUUGCUUCCACAAACCCCAGCUUUUCCUCUUUCUUUUUUUUUCUUUCUUUUUUUUCUUUCUUUUUUUUUCUUUCUUUUUUUUUUUUUUUUUUCAGUGCCCUACAGCUUUCAAAAUAG
This is a messenger RNA of Acanthosepion pharaonis, 636 nucleotides long. The record is from the annotation of a GenBank genome assembly. Lineage: Eukaryota; Metazoa; Mollusca; Cephalopoda; Sepiida; Sepiidae.